Molecule: messenger RNA, 327 nt
Organism: Cyclocybe aegerita
Lineage: Eukaryota; Fungi; Basidiomycota; Agaricomycetes; Agaricales; Hemipholiotaceae
Source: the annotation of a GenBank genome assembly
AUGUCUUUCGCUCCCGGUGACGCUGCUAAGGGUGCCUCCCUCUUCAAGACACGGUGCGCUCAAUGCCAUACAGUCGCUGCUGGCGAGCCCCACAAGGUCGGCCCUAACCUUCAUGGCAUCUUCGGACGCAAGUCUGGCCAAAGCGAAGGCUUCUCAUACACUGCCGCCAACGUCAACAAGGGCGUGACAUGGUCCGAGCAAACACUCUUCGAGUACCUUGAGAACCCCAAAAAGUACAUCCCCGGUACAAAGAUGGCCUUCGCUGGCUUGAAGAAGGACAAGGACAGGAAUGAUCUCAUCACAUACCUUAAGGACGCUUGCGCAUAA